Amoebophrya sp. A25 is the source of this 301-nucleotide messenger RNA. NCBI's taxonomy places the organism in Eukaryota, Dinophyceae, Syndiniales, Amoebophryaceae. The record is from the annotation of a GenBank genome assembly.
AUGUCUUUACAUUACUUAGACAAAAAGACGACGGAACGUUUCGACUUCUUGAUACAUCUUUGCGAUCUGUCGAAGUCGGACUCUUUUGCGCUCCGAACUGAACAAAUACCAAAUCGGAUAUGUGCCCGGAAAUGAUUUCUCACCUGGUAUGCAAUGCGGAAGGGUGUGUCAAGGCUACCGCUGAAGCAUCCCCAGCGCCAUCCCUGGCCUCCUUUUCAAGGGGAAGAGGGGCGCAAGAAUGGGCUCAGGGAUGCGACGCAGUAGCUCUAAGUGUGUGCUCUAAUGGAGCCGGUCUGUGAGG